Messenger RNA from Orbicella faveolata, 4751 nucleotides. Its product is annotated as E3 ubiquitin-protein ligase rnf213-alpha-like. NCBI's taxonomy places the organism in Eukaryota, Metazoa, Cnidaria, Anthozoa, Scleractinia, Merulinidae. Gene Ontology annotation, molecular function: ubiquitin-protein transferase activity; ATP hydrolysis activity. The record is from RefSeq and is a predicted model, not a curated record.
UGAAAAACCAAGAACUUCUGUCUUUGCCACUUCCUAUACAUAUCUGAUCUCCAAUUGAAUUUUUUAUGAAAUAAAUACAUUGACUCUUCUACCUGAAAAGGUUAUUUACCCACAGUAUUUUCUCUUUGACGAAUUUUGGAAUAAGUUUGUUCAAAACUUUCUCCUCAAUAAUGAACAGGUUGAGAAUCAAUCUCUAAUUGUUUACACGGGAAUCGGUCCUUCCUCUAUCUUGUGUGGUGUUUGCUGUACCAAACAGAUACUGCUUGCCCUAAUCGAAAUAAUCAACAUAAUAAUGCAGAGAGCCGAAAAAAAGAAGCAAAAAUGUAACUAUAGGAAAACUGUCACGGCAACACCAAUUGCAUUGGCAAGACAAAGAUAUAAUCGUAGCUCUUUAGGAUUUACCUUACGGUUCUCUCACUGCAGUUGAUCUUUUGUCAUUCAGCCCUCAUCCAUACCUGUUCUUCAAUCAAGACCACAUCACUAUGACGUUUCUUGGUUUCUAUAUUGAUUCCUCUGGCGACCUCGUUGACCCUCGAACAGGGCAAAUUUUGGAGAAAGGCCUGAUGUCAAAACCGCUGCGUGAUGGAUUGGAAGCCCAACGAGUUGAUUUUACAACAAACACGGAGAAUUUGAAAAAGGAGGAAAAGAUAAGUCGGUUGUGUUCUGUUAUGGGUGUUCAGUGGUUACACGAUCCCGACCGAACCUAUGAACUGACUACAGACAAUGUUAAGAAGAUUCUGGCAAUUCACAUGAGAUUUAGGUGCAAUAUUCCUGUUAUCGUGAUGGGAGAGACUGGCUGUGGUAAGACUCGUUUAAUCCGGUACAUGUGCGGCUUACAAACGGGCCCUAAAGGUCCACGAAACCUGUUACUCGUAAAGGUUCAUGGCGGUACAACAUACGAAGAUAUCAAGCUGAAAGUAACCCAAGCGGAAGAGAUGGCUCGUCAAAACCAAGGAAAGAACAUUGACACGGUUCUGUUCUUCGAUGAGGCCAACACCACAGAGGCACUGAGCAUGAUUAAGGAGGUAAUGGUGGACCGCAGAAUCAAUGGAAGACCUAUUGGACAGGGUCUGGAAAGACUGCAGUUUAUCGCUGCCUGUAAUCCUUACAGAAGGCAUACAGACGACAUGAUUCAUAAGUUGGAGUCAGCAGGUCUCGGAUACCAUGUGAAAACAGAUGAGUCAGAAGAUCGUCUUGGACUUAUCCCAUUACGCCAUCUCGUGUACCGUGUUCACGCCUUGCCAGGAAGCAUGCGCCCCUUGAUAUGGGAUUUUGGUCGGCUGAAACCCGACGUAGAGAGACUUUACACCAAUCAAAUUGUCAGCCGCCAUAUUCUAGAUGAACGUCAAAUACCUGGGGAUGCGUCAACGGUGCAAGCAGUCGCGGAAGUUUUAGCAGCUUCACAGAAAUACAUGAGAGAUCAGUCGGACGAGUGUAGCUUUGUGAGCCUUCGUGAUGUUGAGAGAGCCAUGCAAGUGAUGGUUUGGUUUUAUAACCACGUGGACACACUUAGCAGACUGAUGAACAAAGUUCUCACUGAACAACGAAGGGAGGAAGAUCGUGACGAUGAUGAAGAUGAUUAUGACGACAAGCUGAUUGAUCCCAUUACUCGUGCCUUGGUACUGGCCAUUGGUGUAUGCUACCACGCAAAGUUGCAGGAACGUCGUGGGGAAUACCGUACUGUAGUAGCACGAAGCUUUAAAACGCCGUGUUUGCUUAGUGGUGGACAAAGGCAGAUCCUCCGUGAAAUUUCAAGCUGUCAGAGAGCUGUGCUAAAGGAAUUGGAACUUGGCCCAAACAUUGCAAGGAACGCAGCCUUGAGUGAGAACGUGUUCAUGAUGGUGGUGUGUAUUGAGCUCAGAAUCCCACUGUUCGUGGUUGGUAAACCGGGCAGCUCAAAGUCCUUGGCCAAGACUGUUGUAGUCGACAAUAUGCAGGGAGAUGCUGCAAGAUCGGAGCUCUUUAAAACUUUCAAGCAGGUCCACAUGGUGUCGUAUCAGUGCAGUCCUCUUUCAACCCCAGAGGGUAUCGUGGCUACUUUCCGUCAGUGUAGCAAAUUGCAGGAGGGUAAAAAUCCAGAGAAGUUUGUAUCAGUUGUCGUCCUUGAUGAGGUUGGGCUGGCAGAGGACUCUCCUCUUAUGCCUUUGAAAACCCUACAUCCUCUUCUUGAGGAUAAUGUCACUUCUGCAGAUGACGUCAUUGAGACUGAUGAAAAAGCCCAGCGUGUAGCUUUCAUUGGGAUCUCAAAUUGGGCCCUAGACCCCGCUAAGAUGAACCGCGGCAUCAUGUUAUCGCGUGGUGUGCCAGACGUAGGAGAACUGGUAGACAGCGCAUUGGGAAUUUGUUCAACAGACGAUUUGGUGAAAAAUCGUAUUCAACCUCUAAUAUCCCCAUUGGCCGAGGGAUAUGCAGAACUUUACAAGGAACAGAAAAACUUUGGCACGUUGAAGAAAUGUGGCAAGGAAGAAUUUUUCGGUCUUCGUGACUUUUACAGCCUUAUCAAAAUGGUGUACUCUAUCGUUGCCAAAUCUGGCGAAAGACCUCGUUGGCACCAACUGGAACACGCUAUCAAGAGGAACUUUGGUGGCCUAGUUGAAGGAGAGCCUGUAGAGAUAUUCAAACGCCACUAUCGGGGACCAGAUGAGGAAGAUUUUGCAGAAACCUCUACAACAAUAAGAUUAAUCGAGGCAAGUCUUGGAAGGGAAGAUGUUGCAGACCGCAGCAAUUUCAGCGAGAACCGUUACCUUUUGAUACUGACGGAAAAUUACGCCGCAUUGCCAAUCAUACAACAACAUCUCUUGAAGACGGCAGAUGAUGCGGUGGUCAUCCUUGGAAGUAGUUUUCCUAAUGACCAGGAAUACACUCAGAUUUGUCGCAACAUUAACCGUAUCAAGGUUUGCAUGGAGACAGGACGAAUAGUGAUUUUGUUGAACCUCGAAAGUCUCUACGAAAGUCUGUACGACGCGCUCAAUCAGUAUUACGUGUACUUUGGAGGACAGAAGUACGUGGAUCUUGGACUCGGUACUCACCGUGUCAAAUGUCGUGUCCAUGAUGACUUCAAGUUAAUAGUAAUUGCUGAAAAGGACGUGGUUUACAACAAGUUUCCCAUUCCGCUGAUAAACCGUCUGGAGAAGCACUACCUCGUGACUUUAACGUGUUUGACUCCAGAUCAGAUGGAACUGGUAGAUAAACUGAGAACCUGGGUCAGUGACUUUUCAGAGGUCACGAGGGAAAGCAAGCGUAACAGGGAUUUCUCAGUUGGGGACGCUUUUGUUGGCUAUCACGAGGACACCAUUCCUUCUAUCGUGAUGCAAGUCUGCAAUGACAUGGAAGAAGACGGUGAUUUGCAUAAUGAAACCACAGAGGAUACAUGGGAAAUGAAAGUGCUUCGAGGUUGUCAAAAGAUGCUUCUGGAGAUGGCUGCACCUGAUGCAAUCGCCCGUCUUCCAGCCACUCCCUUAGAAGGAAUAGCUCGCAAUAUCUGGAACGUUUACUUUCACGAGCAACAACAUUCUAGUUUGGCGGCCUUCAUGAGGCAUGUGCUCACUUUGGAUGAUGCUCACAUUGAUAAGAAACGUCGAGAAGGGCUCUUAAUCCAAAUUACCACUCAUUCUCGUCUGCUUUCUAACCACGAUCUGGUUGACAUUUGUAACCGAACUAAUUUCCAUCGUUGGACUGUGGAUUUCAUGGCACUUCAACAGUUCCAAACGGAGCAACAGUUCCGAGGAUCAAUAAGAGCCUUUUUUGAACGCCUUGGAGGAGACUGUCCUGGUAUUCUCCUGGUUCAGAGUGAUUCAGGAGAUGACAACUUCAACCUGAUUGCCGGCGCAAGGCAUAUUCUGCUGGAAGAACGGACUAACGCGCCAGAAAUGCUCAAUCUGCCAUCAAUCGAAGCAGUCCAUAUCGUCUUGGUCAUACAGCUGCCGAGAAUGGUCGGUGGUUGCCGUAACUUUGUCGGUUUCCAGGGUGGAAAGUGGAUGUCUAGCCACAUUGACGAACUCAGGCACACUCCUUCUAUCGAGCAACUUAUUGAUCGCCCAAUUAGCGAACUGUUCAGAAGCGGAAAUAAAGAUCAAGACAAAGGGGUUGAGGUCACGCAAGCCUUGGCUGUGAAGAUCUUGCGAGAUUGCGUACAAGCAGCUGCGUGCAGAGUUGACAACGAAACGGAAUCAACCGAACGAUCAACUCAACGAAUUGAGCUUCUUUUGGAUUUGCUACCUGACAAUUCUCACGUCGCUGGAGCUGAAGAGACAUUUGCAAGCGUUGUGACACAAAGAACGUUUCACUUACUGAAAGAAAGAGAGAGAAUAGCAUACAACGCACACGAGUGGCUCCACGCAGAAGCUUUAUCCGGGACAGGUGUGCAAGAAUGGGGCACCUUCAGAAAGGCUCUUUUGAAAAGAGUUUACUCUGCUGUCGUACCUAUUCUGGCUGAGAUCAUCGCAUUUGCAGACAGGGACGGCAACCUGGACUUGAUGAGAAAUGACGACACUUGGGUUUCUAAGCUGUGGUUGAAGAUAAUGGCUGACCCAAAAAUUUCAGAGCUAAGUUAUAGUAAGAUGAUUUCGCCAGUUACUAAUUCGGUUCGUGAGCGAGUGCAAGUUCUUGGCUCUGGUGCUGGCGGCCACAAGUUCUUGUGCCAACUUCCAUUUUCGUUCCUUAUCAAGCAAGGCGUGGAACAGUUGUUGAAAGACGCGUUUGGCGUUUCAGGUACAAAUCCAGUUUUUUAUAUAAUCAGUUCUACACAAUGA